ACCCCUAAUACACAGCCCCAAUCGGUGCUCGAGUAAAAUACUGUACGAGUCCUAGUACACCUGCUGUUCCUCUUCGAAAACGCAAAAACUUACCAAAACUUCCCACACUUUUCCACCGAGAGACGAGACCGAGUAUGAGUAUGAGCGCCCUUCGUCGCCUGUCAUAUGCCAUGGGUGGAGGUGGAGGUGGAGGUGGGGAUGGGGGUGCACAUGACGAGGAAACCCCGCGCCGUCAUCAUCAUCAUCACCAUCUGCACCAUCACCAUCAUGAUAAGAAAGAUUACACCAUUAGUCCAACCGGCGGGAAUGUACCGGUUAGGAUCCCUUCGGAGGAAGAAGCCCCGCACCGCCAUCGACACCGCAGGAGGAGGGCUUCCACCACCCCUGCUUCCCAGGAAAAAGGUCGCCGAUCGCCGCCGAGGGUCAUAGACCCCGAGUUUGAACCAAAGAAAUCCCACCCACAUAAACGGGUUGCCGUGACUUUUGAUAGCCCAACUAGUAGUGCCUCAUCAAUCACUUCAUCCGGUGGGAUAGAGAUUCAAGGAAAUCGACGGAAUCAUGGGGAAAGUCCCCCUCUCACGCCGCUUAUAAAGACCACCCCCCCAACCCCCUCGCCCCUUGAGCGAGCUCGCAGGACAAAUUCACAACGCGUUUAUCGGCCGCCGCCCCCGUAUCCCGUUACUCCCCGUCGAGACGAGACGGAAUACAUCGCUUUUUCCCCUGCCAAUAACAUGUCGAUCCCGGAUGGACCACAGGGGCGCCAUAGCGACUCUGUUGCCCCGGGAAAGUUCGCGCCCCACCCAGGAGCGGUAGAGAUUGGGAGCAGCGAUUCCAUCGUUCAGGAGCCAAAAUGGACGGAUGGUUCCAGUUCUAGUGCACCGUCCCCAAGCCACCGUCCGAGCGAGAGGAAAGCACCCAAACCCGCUCGUCGCCCUGGUCUGAGCAAGCAUAGGGGUUCAAUACGCGAGAAUCAGUAUGACUUCCUCAAAACCUUCGACACAGUUUUCGUAGUCGACGACUCGGCAUCCAUGGCAGGCGAGCGUUGGGAUCAGCUCGGCCAAGCCCUCGAAACAAUCGCCACCAUCGCCACCAAGUACGAUUCCGAUGGCAUAGACAUCCACUUUCUCAACUCCCCCCAGUACGACCACGAGCAUGUCACCUCCCCAGCCUCCGUGCGAGACCUCUUCGUCAGUGUUCAGCCCGCAGGAAUAACACCAACCGGCGCUUGUCUAGACCGCAUCCUGCGAGAGUACCUGGACAAGUACGCGGAUGCGAAAGCCGCCUAUACCCCAUCCACCAGCCCCGGCCCACACCCAACAAUGUAUGCCUCGCUCCCAAAGCCACUGAACAUCCUCGUACUAACGGACGGUGAACCGACCGACGAUCCCGAGUCCGUUAUAGUCGCUGCCGCCCGGAACCUGGACCGACUCAACGCACCACUGCACCAGGUUGGCAUACAAUUCAUUCAGAUUGGGGACGAGGAGGGCGCGCGCGAGGCGUUGGAGGAAUUGGACGACGCGCUCGAGGAGAUCUACGGUAUCAGGGAUAUGGUUGACUUCACGCCCUUCGUGGAAGCGCCUGGCGCCGGGAGAGGGGAGAGGGUUAGUGGUGAGAUGAUCUUGAAAGCGCUCUUGGGCGCCGUGAAUCGGAAGUACGACCGGUGGGGGAAUGAGUUUUGAAAUAACACUCUGCUCUGUAUUUCGUUAUUAUUGGUUUUAAUAUUUUUCUUUGGAUGGAGUUUGGAUUUGGUUAAGUUACGAGUGAUGUUGUUAUGAGUUUCUUUUACGGAUACAUUUGUCUGGUAAGGGCGUUUUUAUUUUACUUGAUUGUUUUCAUUUCUUACGGCAGUUGGGAUUAGGCGGGUCUGGGUUUUAUUUUAUUUUAUACAUGAUACAGCUCUUAUGGCUCUAUGAAUUAUGAAGUUGGUUUUGGAUAGCAUUCGUUGCAUGAUGCCUCACUCGCGUUCAAUCCGUCGCCAUCAUCUUGAUCCCUUAAUUUAUAAUAAUAAUAUUAUUAUUAUUAUCAUAGCAGCCUGUGGAUGAUACCUGUUGGAUAUUACGGAUUGUUUGCGGAAGCUUGUUCAUGAGGAUUACCUGGAUGUCGGUGGUUAAACAGCUCGCUUGCUCUCCUUGUA
Molecule: messenger RNA, 2134 nt
Organism: Tuber melanosporum (Perigord truffle)
Lineage: Eukaryota; Fungi; Ascomycota; Pezizomycetes; Pezizales; Tuberaceae
Exons: 2
Coding region: 135-1679 (514 amino acids)
Source: RefSeq, a predicted model, not a curated record